AUGACCAAACAAUUCACCGUCGCCAUCAUAGGCGGCGGCAUCGGCGGCCUCACCCUAGCAGCCGGUCUCCUCAAACGCAACAUCCCCGUCACCAUCUAUGAAGCAGCGCCGCUCUUCCAAGAAGUCGGUCUGGGGUUGAGUAUUGGGCCUGCCGCCCACCGCGCCCUGCCCCUCAUUGAGCCCGCCCUCCGCCGCAUCUACGAUUCUCUGAUCACCACCCACGCUGACAGUCCGGGCUUCGAGCGCUUCCGCGAGACCUGGUGCGAGGUCGUCACUGCAGACGAUCAGGUACUGAUGGAGUUGAAGGCCCGGCCAUCGGGGCAGACCACCGUACGAAGGGCAGACUUUCUUGAUGCCCUUGUUGCGCUGAUCCCGCCGGAGAGGGCCGUGUUCGGGAAGCGGUUGGUGCGGUUGGUAGAGCGGGAGGGGGAAGGGGAGGAAGGGGUUCGGCUAGAGUUCGAAGACGGCACGACUGCACACGCGGACGUCGUCAUCGGUUGCGAUGGGAUCCGCUCAACGGUCAAGCAGUUCAUCCUAUCCGAGGAGGAGCACGCCCGCGCCACACCCCGCUACAGCGGCAUGUAUGGGUAUCGCGCCGUGCUAGAUAUGCCGGAUAUGGUUGCCGCCGUGGGGGAGCAUCGUGCGCGCGUGACAACGCUGUACCUGGGUAAGGGCGUGUACGGCGUCUCGUACCCGAUUGCGCGCGCGCAGCAGGCCAAUGUUGGGCUGUAUGUGCUCCGUGAGGACUGGGAGGGUGAGGAGUGGGUUAGGCCCGCUGAAAAGGAAGAUCUGCGAAGGGAUUUUGCCCAUAUGGGGGGGUUUGUGCAGGGUUUGGUUGAUCACAUGCCCGACUCACAACAAUGGGCCAUCUUCGAGCAUCCCUCGAUAUCGACCUAUGCGCGCUCGCGCGUGGCUAUCCUCGGAGACGCAGCGCAUGCGUCGACGCCUCAUAUGGGCGCUGGGGCUGGACAGGCUAUCGAGGAUGCCCACGUCCUGGUUGAGCUCCUGGGCGACCCGCGCGUCACCCACGCGCGCGAUGUGGUCGCUGCCUUCAAGGCGUAUGAUGCCGUGCGGCGGCCGCGCAGUCAGCGCGUGGUUACCAGCAGUAAAGAGCAGGCGGAUUUGCUGUGCUUGUGUUUGGAUGGGGUGGGUGCAGAGGAAGAGAAGCUGAGAGGGUCCGGCUACGUCCGCGCCCUCGGACCCAACACCUUCUCGACCGCCAAACCAGGCAACCCCGUCAUCCUGAGCUUCAGCGAGUGUCAAGACUGCGAAACGUGCGCGCACGGCCACCUGCGUACUGCUCGCGUUUCAACGAUAUCAACUUUGAUGUGGACGACACUAAUCACGUCUUUCGGGACCCGCAUGACGACGUUCAAGAUUCAUGAUGACGGGGAAUUUACUUAUGGGGCUGUCGAGGGGGAGUUCGUCCCGCCGCUGGUCAAGUGGGUGCAGGAGGAAGUCCCCUCGUUGGAGAAGCUCGUCCGAUACUUUCCGGUGGAGGAUUUCGAGACGGCUGUGAGGGAUAUGAAGUCCGGGCGGACUGUCAAGCCGGUUCUGGUGUAG
Aspergillus campestris IBT 28561 is the source of this 1563-nucleotide messenger RNA. RefSeq names its product FAD/NAD(P)-binding domain-containing protein. The coding region runs from base 1 to 1563 and encodes 520 amino acids. Lineage: Eukaryota; Fungi; Ascomycota; Eurotiomycetes; Eurotiales; Aspergillaceae. The transcript is spliced from 4 exons. Gene Ontology annotation, molecular function: FAD binding. Gene Ontology annotation, biological process: secondary metabolite biosynthetic process. The record is from RefSeq and is a predicted model, not a curated record.